Laetiporus sulphureus 93-53 is the source of this 640-nucleotide messenger RNA. RefSeq lists its product as uncharacterized. Bases 121 to 591 code for a protein of 156 amino acids. The record is from RefSeq and is a predicted model, not a curated record. NCBI's taxonomy places the organism in Eukaryota, Fungi, Basidiomycota, Agaricomycetes, Polyporales, Laetiporaceae. The transcript has a single exon.
CUGACUCCAGAUAUCAAACACUCGUCAGAUGGUCUCGUGGUUGAGCUCAACGCACUGCCACUUGCCAAUCUACGCACGUUCAUACUCGAUGAGGUGUAUCUAAACCCGCCGCUCGUCGCAAUGCAGAACAAUAUCCUCGUCAUCAAAACGCUGAUGCUCCUCGAGCAGAACUGUCCUACCUUGGAGCACUUCGAGCUGCGUCUCGUACUAGAUCAGACAGUCCCGGCUUCCAGGGGCGUCUACACGCUGGCUGGGCUCUUCCUCUUCGGUUCGUUCUCGCCUGACAAUGGGCCCAAGCCCAUAGGGUUGACGUCCCUCGACGGGCUCCGGUGGAAUCUGAUCGAUCUCGCGCUCGAACGCUUGGCUGGGCGAUGCCCGAAGUUCGACGUCACGUUUGCGCUGCGCGCGGUUAACAUUGACGUGUUUUAUGGGGACAUGGCUGCCGAUGCUGCACUGGCGAUUGAGCAUGCGAUCACGAGCCACUUGCGUUCUUCUUACGGUCAUAAGGCGCGCUCUUCGUAUGCGCUGGACCCGACCGAGCACAGUUUUGAGGUAUUGAUGGAUGUUGUAUUCCUGCGCAAGGGCAGGUGAAAGUCGUCCGUGCUCCAGAACGUGUAUAGAGCCUGGGAAUGUUUCCCUC